UUUCCCAUGUAGCAUCCCCUCCACACGACACAGGACUCAUUGGCGUCUGUGACACUGUUUGAAUGUGCACUAGUGAGUGAAAAGCAGCAGACAACAUGACCAUUAGAAACGCUCUUCGUGAUCAUGGACAGAGGUAUCGACCACGGAUGGCAUGUCUCAAGAAGGCGGAGAAGGUGAUACUGGAGAUGCAGGACCCCAAAACAGGAGUGAAGUCACAGCCGCAGAGACUCGUUAUCACAACGAUACCGCAUGCUAUCACUGGUGAAGACAUAAUUGCUUGGUUAGCUGACAGACUUCAAAUAGACGCACAAGAGGCGAGGAGUUUUGGCUCCAUGCUGGUGGCGUUAGGAUACAUCUACCCCAUUCAAGACCACAAACGUUUAGUGAUCAAACCAGAUGCAUCCCUCUAUCGCUUCCAGACACCGUAUUUCUGGCCCACGCAGCAGUGGCCUGUUGAGGAUACAGAUUAUGCGAUCUAUCUGGCGAAAAGAAACAUACGUAAGAAAGGACUCCUGGAGCUGCAUGAGCAGGAACAGUAUAACCGUCUCCACAAGUGGAUGAAUCAUAAAUGGGAUUUCAUAGUGAUGCAAGCAAAAGAACAGUACAGGGCUGCAAAGGAGAGGAGGAAACCAGACCGUGUGGUGUUUGAGUGCCAGGAGAGAGCGUACUGGGUGGUUCAUAGACCUCCGCCAGGGACAGUGAGCGCCAUGGACUAUGGACUGGAUCGACGGAUAGAUCCUAAUGCAGAGGAGAUGAAAACUCACAUCUAUUACGAGAAAGUCAUGAUCUUUACCCAGCAGUCCAUCAUGAGGCCCAGAGUGAAGUCAUCAGUGUCCAUUGGCGCGUUAGUGAAGUACUGUGCCACCUACAGCAGCCACGACCCGUUCCUCUCCAGGUCUCUUCCCAGCAACCCCUGGCUCACCGAUGAUGUCACGUACUGGACCUUGAGCAUGCCUAAUGUGGAAAUACCGACUAAAAUGCGCGUGGAGAGGUGGACGUUCAGUUUCGGAGAGCUGCUGUCAGACCCUCGAGGACGAAAUGACUUCAGACUCUUCCUGAAGAAAGAAUUCAGCGGCGAGAACUUGGCAUUCUGGGAAGCAUGUGAAGAUCUGAAGUGGGGCGCUGCUGCGACAGUGAGAGAUAAAGCCGAGCAGAUCUACAAGACUUUCCUGGCUCGCGGUGCUCCUCGGUGGAUCAACAUUGAUGGAAAGACGAUGGAAGUUACAGUGAAAGGCCUGAAACAUCCACAUAGAUACGUGCUGGACCCGGCUCAAACUCACAUCUACAUGCUCAUGAAGAAGGACUCAUACGGCCGGUACAUGAAAUCCCCAGUAUUCAAGGAGACGUUGAAGAAGGCGUUAUGUCCUGAGGAGCACAAGUUCAGUCAAACUCAGCUGGAGCAGAAUGCGAGGAACAGAAGGCCAAGUCCCAGCCCCAUCGUCCUCCGCCAGCAGGAGCUGGAGCACAAGGCCAAGAUGGCCGCCAGUGUUGACAUCACCCAGGUUAUGAGCAAACUCAGCAAGCAGGGCAAGGAGGUGCCUCCUCCUCGUCCUCCCUCUAAGAGAUAAAGAUGUGAUACUCGGAUACUAAUUAGUCAUUUUAUUUAGUUACAUAGUUUAUUAACUGAUCAUUUAAACAUUUUAAUGCAGUUUUAGUUUGACUUUAAAGCUACUAUAAAUAAUUUAAUAAAAACAGUGGAUGUUAAGCGAGAAAGGUCUCACCAGUAGAGAAUCAUAACGGCGCUGCAGAUUCCCUUUAACUCUGAGAGGCUAUGAGGCGUCUUUUAGCUCAUUGUUUUGGUAUUAAAACCUAAACCUUAAUGUUUUGCUGUUCUCAUGGUGUUAUGUUUUGCUGCUGCAGACAGCUGUUUUCUGCUUAAUGCUUCCAACCUAGAAACCAAUCAAAUACAGAAAAUUAGUGACUAGCUCACCAACAAAGAGGAGGAUUCAUCAGCUCACCAGUUAUUUUCCAGCCAGUGAUUUUGGACUAAAAUCAACCAGGUGUUUCUUUGUAUAAGCUGAAUGUAAAAAUAAAGCUGUUAGUGUUGUGUUCAGCUUGUUUCUGCUGCCCCCUGCUGGCCAAAAACUCAGCUUUUGUAGGUUUGAUGACAGGUGCAAACAUCCAUAGACAUACAUGAAUAAAAUCUGUUUCAUUCAGCUUUAGGUUAGUUUUAGUUUAACAUGUAUGAAUGUCACUCUGAUCCAUCUCUGUUCAUACGGCCUGUAUGUCUUGUUUUUAUCAUGUGUGUUGUUUUUAUCACCUGUUUGUCAAACAGCAUCUGUACUGUGUGUUUCUCUUCUGUAUGUCAUCAUUCAUUAGCAAAUAAAACAACAACAGAUCACCUCAUGUUCAUCUGUUUGUCCUGAGUUAUCAUUCAGUCAAUGUGGUAAGUACGUUUAUUACGUCUGUCUUUCUUUCUUUCUUUCUUUUUUCUUGUUACUUUUUUUGCUUUCAUUCUUUCUAUCUUUCUUUCUUUCUUUCUUUCUUUCUUUCUUUCUUUCUUUCUUUCUCUAUCUUUUCUUGUUAAUUAGUAUUUUUUUUCUUUCUCCCAUUCUAUCUGUCUUUGUCUUUUUUCUGUCUUUAUUGAUUUUUCUUUUUCCUUUCUAAUGCUCCUUCUUUCUUUGUUGCUUUUUCUUUCUUUCAUGCAUUCUGUCUUUUUUCUUUCUUUCAUUUUCUCUCUUUUGUCUGUCUUUCUUACGUUGUCUCUUUUUCUUGCUUUCUCUAAUUUUAUUCUUACUUCCAUUCUACCUCUUUUUGUCCUCUUUCUUUCUUUAACUUUUUCUUUCUUUGUUUUUCAUGCUUUAUUUUUCUUAUUCCUUCUUUCUAAUCCUUUUGUUUCUUUCUUAACUUUUUUCCUCCUACUUUUCUAUCAUUUACUCUUCCAAUUUUCCUUACUCUUAUUUGUGUACAUCUUUCUUAGUUUACCUUUCUUUCUCCAUUAAGUCUUUAUACCGCGCACCUACCUCUCCAAAAAGUGUUUUCUUUCAUAACAAUUGUUAAUAUUAUAAAUAGAUGGUUUAUUGUUUAUUAUACACAUGCAAUUAACCUUCACUGCAUAUUGCUAAACAAUUGUCUACUUUUUUCCUCCCAAUAUAAAGUCAUUCGUUAGGAAACGAACUCCAUCUUACUCAUGUCAGGAUUAAGAAAAAGGAAGAAUCAUGACACAUUUGAAUACUUGGUGACAGAAAGAUGAUUCAUUAAGGAUUCACCUGUUUAGACUGUUUUUGACAUUUUCCCUGACUUGUGCCUGUUACCCUUUGACCUCACAGCUGUGCCGCUUCACCACUCCUGUCCCCCACCUCGCUGUCUACUCCGGCAUCACUGACUUCCCCUCUUCCACCACCUCGUCCUCUCUCCCUUUUCUUGCCAACACCCUGGUUUGUCAGUCCCCCAUCAGCCUGGCGUUGGACAGCACAUCGGCGUCUGAGCGGCGACCGGAGCCAAGUGGAGGCGAGGGCGAGGGGAACUCUGGGACUGGAGCCUCGGUGGUGGGUCAUGUGUCCAAGUCUCGCAUGGCUCUGUCUCUGCGUCGUCUACUGAAGCGAGGCUGCACCCCAUCCAAUAUGUUCGCCAGCCUGUCGCCCAAAUGCCACUCAGCUGCUGGGACGAGUAGCAGGAUUCAGCCAAUCAGCCCGGAUCAACCAAGUCAGGCUCCACCGAGACGGAUCGGCAAUUUUUUCCAGAUCAAAGUCGACAUCCCUCCUGAGUGUCGGAUCUACCCCAUAGAGUCCGAGGAUGAGGACGAGGAGCACAGAGCCGCCUCUCGGGGAGGAGGAGUGGGAGCCAAAGAGAUCAUCUGCCCCUGGGAGAGCCUCACCCCUCAUAACGGGACCGGCUAACAGAGUAAACUCACACAUGUCUAUAAAAGAUGGUGUUUUAAAUCUGUCUGUCUGAGCUGGCAGAUAUGACAGUGAGCUGAUAGAGAGAAAAGGUCUCGUAAGGAUCAAAUGUGGCCACAAACCAGUCUACAACACAAAUACCAAACACCCUUACAGACUGACGCACAACAUGUGGGAAAUCUCAAGAUGUGGCAGCAGACGUCACUGUAACAUCUCUGUGUUGUUCCUCUUGCAUCAAACACAGACUGCCGGUCGGCCUGGGGGUUUUAUCCUACCUGCAGCAUCAUCUUAUUUAAAAUCGGACUUUAAAAACUGUAACUUGAAACACCAGUGUAGCCCCCAAAUGCUAAGAAAUGUAGACCACACAACAAAAAAGGUCCUUUACCUGAGUUUGGCUCGCAUUUUUUACUUAUUAUUUUAAAAUUCAGUAUCUUUUUCUCUUAAUUUAAUUCGUUUUUUGGCUACUUGGCCGUUUCAAAGCUGCCUCAAACAGCCAUGAAUUAAAAGAAAACCCACAGUAAGCGUUAAUGUUGUAAUGAAGACUUCCUCUCAGGUUGUUAAAACUCUAAACAAGAUAUAAUGAAAUGAAAGUUGAUUAUAAAAAUGCUUAAGACACACCCUUUGCCAGCACACAGAGAUUGUGUUUGAUCACAUUUUCACAUACUAGAUGAAAGUAACAUAUUUAAUACUCAAAACAAACUAGAUUUUUGGUGAACUAUUCCUUUAAAAACAGCCUUACUAACAUAAACCCUGUACUGAUGUGAGCUCCGGCUGAGCCAGCUGUUUACAGUGAAUGUUGCUUUUGUCUGGCCCAGCUCAACACAGGACAUCAGGGUCUGUGAACAUCUAAAAGCUUUCGAACCUGAGCUGUAGCUUUCACAUUCAAACCUCAUUAAACCAACAGUAGCCCAGCAGCAGCAGCCUUACCCAACUUAACACACCUGAUAAGAAUGUGUUUUUUGGGAUUCAGAAGUUUUUACAAAGCAGGCAUGUGCACGGACAAUUUCUGAGAGCAGGGCCACAAAAUCACAAAAACUUUAAGGGCCUGUGUCCAUUUACAGCGUUUUUUUUGAGCUUGCAGCGCCUUGCAUACAAAACCAAUGCAGUUCAGUGUCCUCACAGCAAAAAUGCUCUCAGCACUGGACGUUGUUGUCGCUGUGCUGAAGUAGUUAAACUUAUAGAACACUGCUGCACUCUUCAAUAACACUUCUCCUGCACUGUCCAAUCAAAUUCACUGAAGGGACGGCUUAAAAUGUCGCAUGUCACAUCAUCACAGGAGAAACUAACUUGACAUAGAAGUGCUGCAAGACAACUUUUAUAACCCUGCAAUCAUAAGUGCAUGUCAGAAGUACUCUAAAAUUGAAGUUGUGGGUGCUUCCAGUGCAAACAAACAAACAAACAAACAAACAAACAAAACAGAAAAUGGCGUAAAUGGAAACAGGCCCUAAAUGAUGUAAAAAAUUACAAAAUAAAGUGUUUUUGUGAUUGUCAGGUAGCUAAAAAUAAAAGUUAUGUUGAUAAAGUCAUAAUACAAAAUACAUGUUUACAUCCUUUUUUAUACAUACGCCAAAGCACACAGAUAUAUUUAGACUGCCUGUGCACAUACCUGCUGAAAAUAUAGAAAAUGUAUUUAUAUAUUUAGAGUUAUGAUCUGUUUACUGGAGUAGAGAUGUGUUUUUGUGCUGCUACAUAGACUUAGAUGCCUCAUCCACAGUUUCCUUACCUCUGACACACUUUGUGAAAUAGACUGAUGUGCACUUUUCAUAACUGAGGAGUGGCUGCAUACUGAGGGUCAGCUGAUAGUUUUGUAUUUGGCUCCACUGCUGUUUUUGUACACUUUGUGUAGCGGUUGUGAACUGUACACUACCCUGAAAAGGUAUUGAUAGUUUUCUUACAUGUUGCUGUAAUUGGGAUGUGGGGGCAGUAAAAUGUGAAUUAACUGUCAGAAUGUAUUUACCUUGAUCAUGUUUACAGAAGCAAGAAUGUGAAAAACACCUUCAAUUUGUUGUAUUCGAUUUGUACAUUCCAUGGCUUGUGUCAAGUGCCUCAAUAAAUGACUGUCUUAACAUGA
This is a messenger RNA of Notolabrus celidotus (New Zealand spotty), 5910 nucleotides long. Its product is annotated as regulator of G-protein signaling 9-like. Lineage: Eukaryota; Metazoa; Chordata; Actinopteri; Labriformes; Labridae. The record is from RefSeq and is a predicted model, not a curated record. Bases 96 to 1568 code for a protein of 490 amino acids. Gene Ontology annotation, biological process: intracellular signal transduction; regulation of G protein-coupled receptor signaling pathway; G protein-coupled receptor signaling pathway. The transcript is spliced from 18 exons.